This is a messenger RNA of Gracilinanus agilis (Agile Gracile Mouse Opossum), 804 nucleotides long. RefSeq names its product gap junction protein beta 4 (gene GJB4). The coding region runs from base 1 to 804 and encodes 267 amino acids. The record is from RefSeq and is a predicted model, not a curated record. Gene Ontology annotation, cellular component: connexin complex. The transcript has a single exon. Gene Ontology annotation, biological process: cell communication. NCBI's taxonomy places the organism in Eukaryota, Metazoa, Chordata, Mammalia, Didelphimorphia, Didelphidae.
AUGAACUGGGCAUUCCUCCAGGGCCUCCUGAGUGGGGUCAACAAGUACUCCACGGUUCUUGGCCGAGUCUGGCUGUCAGUGGUACUGAUAUUUCGAGUACUGGUCUACGUAGUGGCAGCAGAGGAGGUGUGGGAUGAUGAACAAAAGGACUUCGACUGCAACACUCGACAGCCGGGUUGUGCGAACGUCUGCUACGACCACAUCUUCCCCAUUUCCCACGUCCGCCUGUGGGCCCUCCAGCUCAUCCUGGUCACUUGUCCCUCGCUGCUCGUCGUCAUGCACGUAGCCUACCGAGAGGAGCGGGAGCGGAGGCACCGGAUGAAGCAUGGCCCCCAGGCCAGGCCCCUCUAUGGCAACCCAGGGAAAAAACGUGGAGGUCUCUGGUGGACCUACCUGCUAAGCCUUAUAUUCAAGGCUGGUGUGGAUGCCAGCUUCCUGUACAUCUUCCAUCUCCUCUAUAACAACUAUGACAUGCCCCGUGUGGUGCACUGCUCCGUGGACCCCUGCCCCAAUGUGGUAGAUUGCUUCAUCUCCCGGCCCACGGAGAAGAAGGUCUUUUCCUACUUCAUGGUGGCCACAGCUGUCAUUUGCAUCCUGCUCAAUCUAGGGGAAGUGUCCUACCUGAUCUGUAAGAGAGUCCAGGAGCUCAUAGGGCCACAGAACUCUAAGCAGCAGAGGCGGCACCAUCGGAGGCAUGGCCACCAUGGCCCCUUGGGGACCCUGCAGGAUGCCUGCCCCCCAUAUGCUCCCUCCCAGGCUUUGUCCCAAAGUGACCCCACCAAGGAGGCCACGUUGCCUUGCUGA